UUUAACGUCUCGAGCCGUUCACCUGGAGAUGGCAUAUAGCUUGGACACAAGUGCAUUCCUAAAUGCUUUCUACAGAAUGGUAAAUCGAAGAGGCCUACCACAAGAGGUCAUAUCGGACAACGGAACCAACUUUGUUGGUGCCGUUAAAGAACUCAAGGAACUUUUUCGCAAUCUGGAUCAAGACGCUGUUCAACGUUCCCUGGCUAAUCGAGGAGUGAAAUGGCACUUCAACCCUCCAUACUCGCCACACUUUGGAGGGGUAUUCGAGACGAUGAUAAAAUCGGCUAAACGUGCCAUCUUCGCUAUCCUGGGGAAUGGUGAUGUCACAGACGAGGAACUGGAAACUGCAUUUACUGGAGCUGAAGCCCUGAUCAACUCGCGUCCUCUCACCUAUCAGUCGACUCAUCCCCAAGAUGUGAUUCCACUGACACCGAAUCACUUCCUGCACGGCCAGAUCGGAGGGAUAUUUGCUCCAGAAUCCGUGGACACUACAGAUUACCAUCCACGAAAACGCUGGAGACGUAUUCAAGAAUUGAUGAGACACUUUUGGAAGCGCUGGAUGAAGGAAUGGCUCCCAAGUCUGAACCCAAGACGGAAAUGGAGAACUCCAAGCAGAGACCUGUGUGCCAACGAUGUUGUUCUUGUGAUUUCUCCGGACACACCACGAGGACAGUGGCCCCUUGGCAGGAUUGUGAAGACAUAUCCAGGACGAGAUGGACAUGUUCGUGUGGUGGAUGUACGAAUCGGACAAUCAGUGAUUACCAGGCCAGCAAACAAGAUCUGUCCACUGGAGUGGUCAACUGAGAAUUGUGAUACAGAUUUGUGACGUUGGAUACAUCGGAUACAGCGACUUCGGAUACAGCAACUUGGAUUCUGUGACUCGGAUUCUGUGGAUUCUGGAACGUCGGAUUAUGUGAAACGGGAUUCUGUGAAGACAUUGGGUUCUGUGGAUUGUGUGACAUUG
Messenger RNA from Haliotis rubra (blacklip abalone), 964 nucleotides. RefSeq lists its product as uncharacterized. Gene Ontology annotation, molecular function: nucleic acid binding. The transcript is spliced from 2 exons. NCBI's taxonomy places the organism in Eukaryota, Metazoa, Mollusca, Gastropoda, Lepetellida, Haliotidae. Gene Ontology annotation, biological process: DNA integration. The record is from RefSeq and is a predicted model, not a curated record. Bases 29 to 826 code for a protein of 265 amino acids.